GCAAGAUUCCUAAAUAUCUAGUAGACUUCCAGCUGAAGAUAUUAAACCUAUCCUCUAAUGAUUUUGAUGGUGUGGUACCAAUCAAAGGCAUCUUCAAGAAUGCAAUUGCAACUUUGCUUAUGGGAAAUAGUAAGUUAUAUGGGGAUACCCUUGAAUUGAAAUUUCCUAAAUGCAACUCCAAAAAGUCGAAGAAAGAAGUCAAGAAGUCAAGAAGAGAGAUAUUUUUUAGUCAAUUAGAGAAUUCUCUUUUGAAAGUUUCUUAUCAGAGUCUCCUUAAAGCUACCAAAGGGUUUUCUUUAGACAAUUUAAUGGGUGUAGGAAAUUUUAGUUCUGUGUAUAAAGGAGUUCCUGAUCAGGAUGAAACUUUUGUUGCGGUGAAGGUACUGAACCUUUCGCGCCAAGGGGCAUUCAAGAGUUUGCUUGUUGAGUGUAAGGCCUUAAGGAACAUUAGGAAUCGGAAUCUUGUUAAGGUAAUCACUGCUUGUUCAGGUGUUGAUUACCAAGGGAAUGAUUUUAAGACACUGGUUUAUGAGUUCAUGGCCAAUGGGAACCUAGAAGAGUGGUUGUGGCCAAUUUAA
This is a messenger RNA of Ilex paraguariensis (yerba mate), 578 nucleotides long. The record is from the annotation of a GenBank genome assembly. NCBI's taxonomy places the organism in Eukaryota, Viridiplantae, Streptophyta, Magnoliopsida, Aquifoliales, Aquifoliaceae.